Sclerotinia trifoliorum is the source of this 1379-nucleotide messenger RNA. The record is from the annotation of a GenBank genome assembly. Lineage: Eukaryota; Fungi; Ascomycota; Leotiomycetes; Helotiales; Sclerotiniaceae.
GUUACCGAAAGAUUUCCCCAGAUUUCGGACCCGGAUUAUCUGAUGAUCCAUAAUGAUCCGAAUCAGUCAAGUAAUCUUUGUCAAUCAUUCAAUUUUAUGUCAACAGACAAAUCUCAAACCUCAUAAUGAAUUCCAUACCACGGAUAUCAAGGGCUCUAGGUAGUAAAAAUGCCAAAUGGAUAUGUACAGGAUGUGCAAAGUCAAAACGAAUAAAUACGCCAUUCUUCAAACCCUCCAAUAACAGAAAUCUUUCCAAUAAUUCAAAACCUCGAGGAAAUGUAGCGCCGACCAUGGAACAAUUGAGAGCCCCAUUCUCGCAAAGGAAUAGCUCAACCAUGUACUACACACUCAGUAUCAUUCUAGGAACUGUGGCUUUCUCAUAUGGUUCUGUGCCGAUGUAUAAAAUGGUAUAUUUCCUUUCCUUCUACGCCACUUCACUACUCCAGCUAAUAUAUAUAUCUAUAGAUCUGCCAAACUACAGGGUGGGGUGGGCAACCGAUCAAAGCUCCCGGACACGGCGGUAGUGGUGUGGAGGGAGAAGAUCCCUCCGAACGUCUCAGACCCGUCACUUCCGCAAAACGUAUACGAGUAACCUUCAAUGGAUCCGUGUCGGACGUUUUACCUUGGAAAUUCACACCACAACAGAGAGAGGUUCGAGUUUUACCAGGAGAAACCGCAUUGGCAUUUUAUACGGCUACGAAUAAAUCGGACGAGGAUAUAAUUGGGGUGGCUACCUAUAGUGUGACGCCUGGACAAGUGGCUCCGUAUUUUAGCAAGAUUCAAUGUUUUUGUUUCGAGGAGCAAAGGUUGAAUGCCGGGGAAACGGUGGAUAUGCCUGUGUUUUUUUAUAUUGAUCCGGAUUUUGUUAAUGAUCCAAACAUGAGGGGAAUUGAGCAAGUUACUUUGAGUUAUACGUUCUUUAGUAAGUUCUUCUUUCAGUCAAGGUGCAAUACGUGAGGAGUGUAUUAACCCAUUUAACAGAGGCUAGAUAUGAUAAAAAUGGACAUCUAAAGGCCAUGCCUGUCGGCAUGUAAAGAAUGAUGAGAUGUAUUUUAUAUUUGAUGUAUAUGAUAUUUCUGCAUUGGGCGGCGUUUGGGAAUUCAGAUGAUAUGGACAUGCAGUAGAUUCUGGUUGUUACAUUACUACGGUACAAAGUAUUUGCUGUAGUCUAAGUAGGUAUCCACUCACACCCAACACACACAUCCAAGACAUCCACCAAUCCAAGACAUGCAACACUUUUUGGGAUAGAUCCUUGGCUUUUAUACUGCGACGGUGCAAGUAUCUUCUGUAGUCACAUGAUUAUUCACAUUAUGCUCUUCUGGCCCUACGUCUUCCACUCUAAACUGACCAUUGCUGGCCUCUGCGCUUUUUCCGCUCUC